Messenger RNA from Strongylocentrotus purpuratus (purple sea urchin), 1214 nucleotides. Its product is annotated as gastrula zinc finger protein XlCGF8.2DB. Bases 1 to 1056 code for a protein of 351 amino acids. The transcript has 3 exons. The record is from RefSeq and is a predicted model, not a curated record. NCBI's taxonomy places the organism in Eukaryota, Metazoa, Echinodermata, Echinoidea, Camarodonta, Strongylocentrotidae.
AUGAAUCAGGAGAGCUUCUGUCUGGUCUUCACCAUCAAACAAGAAGUUGACACAGACAUGUAUGAAUCCCUCUCAAGUACAGAAGGACAAGACCCAUCUAAAAAAGAUCACAUACAGGAAAUAAACCCUUUAAAUGUUCCCAUUGUGAUACAAGUUUUUACUCAAAGAAGUACCCUUGUAAGCCAUUUAAAAACACACAGUGGAGAAAAGCCUUUUAAAUGUUCUCAGUGUGAUAAGACAUUUUCUCAAAAGAAUAAUCUUACCUGCCACCUUAGAAUACAUACAGGAAAUAAACCCUUUAAAUGUUCCCAUUGUGAUACAAGUUUUACUCAAAGAAGUACCCUUGUAAGCCAUUUAAAAACACACAGUGGAGAAAAGCCUUUUAAAUGUUCUCAGUGUGAUAAGACAUUUUCUCACAAGAAUAAUCUUACCUGCCACCUUAGAAUACAUACAGGAGAGAAACCCUUUAAAUGUUCCCAUUGUGAUAAGGGUUUUUCUCACCAAAGUACCCUUAGAGGUCAUUUAAGAAUACACAGUGGAGAAAAGCCUUAUACAUGUUCCCAUUGUGAUAAGGCUUUUUCUCAACAAAAUAAUCUUACCUGCCAUGUAAGGACGCAUACAGGAGACAAGCCUCAUCGAUGUCCCUAUUGUGAUAAAGGAUUUCCUCAGAAAAAAGAGCUUAUUAGCCACCUUAGAACACAUACUGGAGAGAAACCCUUUAAAUGUUCCCAUUGUGAUAAGGGAUUUUCUCACAAAAGUAAUCUUACCUAUCAUGUAAGGAUUCAUACAGGAGACAAGCCUUAUCGAUGUCCCUAUUGUGAUAAAGGAUUUCGUCAGAAGACUAAGCUUACUAGCCACCUUAGAACACAUACAGGAGAGAAACCCUUUAAAUGCUCUCAGUGUGAUAAGACAUUUUCUCGUAGAUAUUCCCUGACCUGUCAUUUAAGAACACACAGUGGUGAAAAGCCUUAUAAAUGUUCCCAGUGUGAUAAGACAUUUUCUCGUAGAUAUUCCGUGACCUGUCAUUUAAGAAAACACAGUGGUGAAAAGCCUUAAAAAUGUUCCCAUUGAGAUAAGACAUUUUCUCAAAAGAAUGAGACUAUUAGCCAUCUUAGAACACAUACUGGAGAGAAACCCUUUAAAUGUUCCCAUUGUGAUAAGGAUUUUUCUCACCAAAGUAUUCUUACCUGUCAUGUAAGGAUGCAUACAGGAGA